AUGGGUAGUUGUAUAAAUGAAGAAAAAUUAGCAAAAUUCUUUCAAAGAUCAUUAAAUGCAUUACCAGCACCAUAUACAUCAGGUUUACCAAAUCAUUUAUCAUUAAUAUUUUUUGUAGUAUCAGGAUUAGAUCUUUUAAAUAAAACUGAUAUACUUGAAAAAGAAAAACAAGAUAUUAUCAAUUGGGUUUAUUCAAGACAAAUAUUACCAUCAAAAGAUAAUCCAGAAAUUAAUUUAGAAAAUUGUGGAUUUAGAGGAUAUAAUUUUUUAGGACAAGAAUUUUGUUGUGAUAAAAGUGUACAUACAAGUGAAAAUGGACCAUUGGAAUAUGAUUUACCAAGUACACCAAAUACAUAUUGUGCAUUAUUGAUAUUAAGAAUAUUGGGCGAUGAUUUUAGUGGUGUAAAUAAGAAGGCAAUUAUAGAUUCAUUAAGAAAGAGACAAAGAGAAUCGGAUGGUGCAAUCAGUGGUUCACCAAAUGUAGGAGAUUAUGAUCUUAGACAUUUAUUCUCUGCAUGUGCAAUUUCAUUCAUUUUAGAUGACUGGUCAGCAAUUAAUAAAGAGAGCGCAAUAGAUUAUAUUAAAAGUUGUUUAUCCUAUGAAUUUGCAUUUGGCCAAACACCACAACAAGAAGCACAUGGUGGUCCAACUUACUGUGCCAUCGCUUCGUUAUCGUUGUUGGGAAGAUUAGAUGUAUUGGAGCCAUUCAAAGAGCAAUUAACAUUUUGGUUAGUAAAGAAGCAAAUCACUGGUUUCUGCGGUCGUACAAAUAAAGACCCAGAUACAUGUUAUGCAUUUUGGAUUGGUGCUUCAUUAAUGAUGAUUGAUCGUUAUGAUCUUAUCGAUUUCGCUUCAAUCAAUGCUUUCAUUGGCUCUGCUCAACACGAAGCAAUUGGUGGUGUAGCAAAAGAACCUGGUCAAUUACCUGAUGUUAUGCAUUCCUAUCUAUCACUUGUUGGUCUUUCAUUUGGUAAUAUACCUUCAAUUCAACAAGUUAUUCCUUGUUUAAAUUUAUCAAAAAGAGCUGCUGGUAAAGAUUGGUUUGAAAAAUUAAUUUAA
Molecule: messenger RNA, 1059 nt
Organism: Dictyostelium discoideum AX4
Lineage: Eukaryota; Evosea; Eumycetozoa; Dictyosteliales; Dictyosteliaceae
Exons: 2
Coding region: 1-1059 (352 amino acids)
Source: RefSeq, a predicted model, not a curated record